Messenger RNA from Corylus avellana, 5919 nucleotides. RefSeq lists its product as uncharacterized. Gene Ontology annotation, molecular function: protein binding. Gene Ontology annotation, cellular component: nucleus. Gene Ontology annotation, biological process: regulation of transcription by RNA polymerase II; regulation of cell shape; cytoskeleton organization. The record is from RefSeq and is a predicted model, not a curated record. NCBI's taxonomy places the organism in Eukaryota, Viridiplantae, Streptophyta, Magnoliopsida, Fagales, Betulaceae.
UUUAAAACGCAUCGUUUUCACCUGCGCUCUGUUCGUUUCGUCCUCCUCCUCCUCCUCUCUCUCCUGCGGAGUUGUGGAGUAGAAAAUCCACGAACGAAUCCUCACACUCAGAGCUCCCUCCAAGAAUCUAAACAGUUCCUCGUCCUGGCGCGUGCCCCGCACUCGCCAAGCCCCUCUCUGAUUUUAGUUUUUCUGAAGCCUCUCGAUCCCCAUUCACUGCCAAUCCUUCAAUCCCCGAAUACAUACACACUACGCCGCCGAAACGCAAACGAAAGUCGCCGUUUCGCCACUGAAACCAACUCCAUUGAAGUUUUUGGUGCCGCAGAGAAUGCACUAUGAGUUCUUGAAGGUCAGGGUUUCGAAAGCGUAGGACAAAGUUUCGUGUUUUCUGGGACUGCCCGUUUGGUUAAAUUCUAUGGAACAUGCAAAAGGUUUUACAGGAGAUAUGGCUCUUAGGAAGUAUGUCUCUUCUGGUGAUGCACAAAAGGAUAUGAAACCUUUGAGAUUUUCCAGUAGGGAGCAUGAGAAUGCUCAACUUGUAGAUCCAGAAACAAGUCGUACUAUGGAGCGUGGUGUGGAUGUUGACCUCAGAGAAGUUUAUUUUCUUAUUAUGCAUUUUCUCUCAGCUGGGCCAUGUCAUAGAACUUAUGGACAAUUAUGGAAUGAACUUCUUGAACAUCAACUUUUACCUAGAAGAUAUCAUGCUUGGUAUGCAAGGAAUGGGACACCUAGUGGGGAUGAAAAUGAUGAUGGCAUGUCAUUUCCAUUAAGUUACACUAUGUUGGUGGAGAGGUAUCCUCACAUUGAAAAGGAUCACUUGGUAAAGCUUUUGAAGCAGUUGUUACUAAGUGCAGCUCCUCCAUCACUCAACAUCAGUGGUGGAAAUGCUCCAAAUGCAGCCAAUGUACCUACUCUUCUCGGAAGGGGUUCAUUUUCACUUUUAAGCUAUGAUAGGGACAAAGGAAGCAGUGAAGUCCUGCACCCCCCUGCGUACAUUCGUUGGCCUCAUAUGAAAGCUGAUCAGGUUCGUGGUCUAAGUUUGAGGGAAAUUGGGGGUGGUUUCACAAGACACUGUCGUGCACCAUCUAUUCGUGCGGCAAGUUAUGCCAUUGCAAAACCAUCUACCAUGGUACAGAAGAUGCAAAAUAUCAAGAGGCUAAGGGGACACCGGAAUGCUGUAUAUUGUGCAAGUUUUGAUCGAUCUGGGAGAUAUGUUAUUACUGGUUCAGAUGACCGCCUUGUAAAAAUCUGGUCAAUGGAAACCGCAUAUUGUUUGGCCAGCUGCCGUGGACAUGAAGGUGACAUCACUGACUUGGCCGUGAGUUCCAACAAUGCUUUGGUGGCAUCCUCUUCAAAUGACUGUACCAUUCGAGUUUGGCGUUUGCCAGAUGGGUUUCCCAUCUCAGUUUUGAAGGGGCAUACUGGAGCUGUUACUGCUAUUGCAUUUAGCCCCAAGCCUAGCUCUGUGUACCACCUUCUAUCAUCAUCUGAUGAUGGAACAUGUAGGAUAUGGGAUGCUAGGUAUUCCCAGUUGAGUCCAAGGAUAUAUGUUCCGAGGCCUUCAGAUUCUGUCGCUGGAAAAAACAAUGGUCCAUCCUCAAGUACUGUUCCACUGGGCCACCAAAUUUUCUGUUGUGCAUUUAAUGCUAAUGGAACUGUCUUUGUCACUGGUAGCUCUGACACUCUUGCAAGGGUGUGGAAUGCUUGUAAACCAAAUGCAGAUGAUUCAGGCCAACCAAAUCAUGAGAUAGAUGUGUUAUCUGGCCAUGAGAAUGAUGUCAAUUAUGUGCAGUUUAGUGGAUGUGCUGUAGCACCUAAAUUUACUUCAUCUGACACCUCGAAGGAAGAGAAUGUUCCAAAAUUUAGGAAUUUCUGGUUCACUCACGACAACAUAGUUACCUGUUCUCGUGAUGGCAGUGCAAUUAUUUGGAUUCCCAGAUCGCGUAGAUCACAUGGGAAAGCUGGCCGUUGGACAAGAGCUUAUCAUCUCAAAGUUCCACCUCCGCCGAUGCCGCCUCAACCUCCACGAGGGGGUCCUCGUCAGAGAAUGCUUCCAACUCCUCGUGGUGUUAAUAUGAUUGUUUGGAGCCUAGACAAUCGCUUUGUCCUCGCUGCUAUCAUGGAUUGCAGAAUAUGUGUUUGGAAUGCGUCUGAUGGUAGCAUAGUACAUUCUUUGACGGGUCAUACUGAAUCUACAUAUGUUCUGGAUGUUCAUCCCUUCAAUCCACGGAUAGCUAUGAGUGCUGGUUAUGACGGAAAGACCAUAGUGUGGGAUAUAUGGGAAGGUACACCUAUACGGAUAUACGACAUUUCACGAUUCAAGCUGGUAGAUGGGAAGUUUUCACCGGAUGGGACAUCAAUUAUACUUUCAGAUGAUGUUGGUCAACUGUACAUAUUAAACACAGGCCAGGGCGAGUCCCAAAUGGAUGCCAAAUAUGAUCAGUUCUUCCUUGGUGAUUAUCGCCCCCUUAUUUAUGAUACCAAUGGCAAUGCACUUGACCAGGAAACUCAGCUUCCACCAUACCGACGGAAUAUGGAAGAUCUCCUUUGUGGCUCAGACAUGAUACCAUACCCAGAUCCCUAUCAGACUGCAUACCAGCAAAGACGGUUAGGAGCUCUGGGUAAAGAAUGGCAUUCUUCUUCUUUGAGACUUGCUGUCGGGCCUGAUUUCAAUGUAGAUCCGGAUUACCAAAUGCUGCCUUUGGCAGACUUGGAUAUGUUGACCGAACCAUUGCCAGAGUUUGUAGAUCCCAUGGAUUGGGAACCAGAAAAUGAAGUGCAAGUGCAAAGUGAUGAUACCGAUUCAGAGUACAAUGUUACUGAAGAUUUUUCUACUGGGGAACAAGGAAGUUUAAGUUCGAUUUCCUCUGGUGAUCCGGAGUGCAGUGCAGAAGACAGUGAGGCUGAGGAUGCUGAAGUGGAUGGCCUUCGUAGAUCAAAGAGGAAAAAACCGAAGGCAGAAGUUGAGAUCAUGACUUCUUCUGGUAGGCGUGUUAAAAGGAGGAAUCUGGAUGAGUGUGAUGGGAAUUCACUCAAAUGUAACCGAACUAGGAAAUCAAGAAAUGGCCGAAAAGCUUCAAAGAGAAAGUCUUCCAAAUCAAAGUCUUUGAGACCCCAAAGAGCUGCUGCACGCAAUGCACUUAAUUUGUUUUCAAAAAUCACAGGAACGUCUACAGAUGGUGAAGAUGAAGAUGGCUCUGACAAUUUGUCAGAAAGUGAAUCCUCGCUGCAAGAUUCAGUCAUUGAGAGUGAUGAAUCUGAUAGAUCUUUGCAAACUGAGCAAAUCAAGCAUUCAAAAGGGAAAGGGGUGUCCCUGGAUGAGUCUGAGGAUGUUGUUGAACCUUAUGAACUGCCUGAAUCUCUUAUCAACGGUGGAAACAGGAAGAGAUUGGUCCUGAAAUUGCCUAUUCGGGAUUCAAAUAAGCUUGUGCUUCCAGGGAGCGCAUUACACUACCAGUCUGAGUUGGUGGGCUCAUCAUCUAAGGCUCUUCAGGAAGCCAUUGAAGAAAAUGGGGAUCAUAGAAGCUCUCGGGAUCCAGGGUAUGGUUCUGCUGAUGCAAACUGCAGCUCUGUCGAAAGAACAGGGGGAGGGAGAUUAGACAAUGUUGAAAAUCAUUUAGACCUGUCUUCUGAAAGUUACAAUAAUGGGCAAAUUAGAUGGGGAUGGGGAGGGGUCAAGGCUCGUACAUCAAAGCGUCUGAGAGUUGGAGAAGCCACAUCAUCAGAUGCCUAUGCCAGAUCUCGUGUACUUCUUGUUGGUGAUGACGAAAAAGAGAAUCAAGUUGAUGGACACAUAAAAUCUCAGAAGGAUUGUGAGACGAUAUCCCCCUGUUUAGAAAUGCAAAAUUAUGAGGAUAAUAUGGACGGGUUGCCACCACUAGCAAAUAGUAAAGACAUUGUUGGCAGUACCUCUGAGGGUUUUAAUUGUGAGUCACCCAAAUCAGUUCACAUGGUUGCUCAGGAAACCACUUAUUUGCAGUACAAAAAUGGGACUGAUCAGCAUCCUGAACAAAAUGACAUAGUCACACCCAUCGCAACAAAGUUAAGGAUAAGGUCAACAAGGACUUUAAGGGAUCCAGAAAGUCCGCCCAAGCAGGAAAUGGGAUUUUCAGUACAAAACAAUGGUAGGCGUGAAAGCCCUUUGGGCAAGGAACAGGAUCCAGUUGCACCUGAGGAUGAUGGAAGCAGUAGAAUCAAUACAGAUCAUGGAGAUGAAGCACAAGAAUCGGACACUCAGAUUGAUAAUAAUUUGUUGUCCAUUGUACAUGAUUCGCAAGAGUUGCAUUCAAAUACAAACAAAAUGUAUACUGCUGUUUACAAGAGGUCGAAAUCACUUAGAACUAGGGCUAAUUUAGAAGUUGAUAGUGGUGGCAUGGGAGAAGGCACGUCAAAUGCAAGCAACCACAAUCUAAUUGUGGGACUGGACUCUCAAGAAGGCUUUAUUGAUGGGGCUCGUAGGACAAGGUCCAUGGGGCUGAAGGCAUCUACAUGUGAUUCAGAUACUGUUGGUGAUAGUCUCAAGUCGGAGCAAGAACACGAAUUGGGGUAUACAUUAAGAAAUACCCAUAAUAGUUCCACGGACAGAUGUCAACUCCCUUGUGAAAAAUGGGGAUCAAAUUCAAGGAUGAGGUCUACUAGAAACAGGAGGAGCACUAAUUAUAUGCGUGACAGAAGUCCAACAGUUAGAACGAAGUCACAUCACUCAGGUAGAAAAGGAUUGUGGUUACUGUUGUCAACACAUGAGGAGGGCUCCCGAUAUAUUCCCCAGCAGGGUGAUGAAGUUGUAUAUUUGAGACAGGGCCAUCAGGAGUAUAUUAAUUGCUUUUCUCCAAGAGAAGUGGGUCCUUGGACAUCAAUUAAGGGAAACAUAAGAGCUGUGGAAUUUUGUAAAGUUGAAGGCCUCGAGUAUUCCUCACUUGCUGGGUCUGGGGAUAGUUGCUGUAAAAUGACACUUCAAUUUGUAGAUCCAACUUCCAGUGUGUUUCGUAAAUCUUUCAAAUUGACUCUGCCUGAGGUGACUGGCUUUCCAGACUUCCUUGUUGAACGAACUCGGUUUGAUGCUGCUAUGCAGAAAAAUUGGACAUCUAGGGAUAAAUGCAGAGUCUGGUGGAAAAAUGAAGGUGAAGAAGAUGGUAGUUGGUGGGAUGGUCGGAUUGUGUCUGUAAAGGCCAAAUCGGAAGAAUUUUCUGACAGUCCAUGGGAGAGGUACACUAUUCAAUACAAGAGUGAUCCCAGUGAAACGCACAAUCAUAGUCCUUGGGAGCUCUUUAAUGCUGAUACUCAAUGGGAGCAGCCUCAUAUUGAUGAUGAGAUCAGAAAUAAGCUGCUGUCUGCGUUUGCCAAGUUAGAGAAGUCAGGCAACAAACCUCAGGAUCGUUAUGGGGUUCAAAAAUUGAAUAGUGUUUCGGAUAAGUCAUUUUUUACAAACAGGUUUCCUGUUCCGUUGUCUCUUGAAGUGAUCCUGUCAAGAUUAGAGAACAAUUACUAUCGAAGUUUGGAGGCACUGAAGCAUGAUAUCACAGUCAUGCUGUCAAAUGCCGAAUCUUUCUUUGGAAAAAAUGCGAAAAUGUCAGAGAAAAUAGAGCGCCUAUCAGACUGGUUCACACGGACAUUGUCUUUGUAGCUUCUAAUAGAGUUGUGUAGAGAAGUAGGUCGGUCCAUAUCGAGGUUGAAGCACGUCUGGGAAUUGUCCCCUUUCUUUUUGUAGAUAUUGAUUCUUGUGUAUCUAAAGGUUUUUUUCACUGUACCUUUGGUCCAAUUUUGGGAAUUGGUUAGUCUUUUUAGAGGAGAUAAAUGGCUCGGGGAAUUAGCCAGUUGCCGUGGAUUUUUUACAACCAGAAAAUUCAUUCAUGUAUAGACACACUCCAUACUUCAUUAAUAACAACGAAGGCAAAGAAGCAAAUGUAAUUCUUGUCACUC